AUGGACAUAUUUGAAUCUCUUGAAGAGAAGUGUGAUUACUGGCACGGUCUUCUCAACUAGGUUAUUGACGAACACAUCCCAGUAAAGAAAAAGCAUGUGGGAACUCAAGAUGUCCCUUUCAUGACCAAGAACUGGAAGAAAGCAAUCAGGGACAAGGGAAAGGCAGCAAAAGCAUAUGCAAACAACAGAAUAGAGGAGAAC
This is a messenger RNA of Porites evermanni, 201 nucleotides long. The record is from the annotation of a GenBank genome assembly. NCBI's taxonomy places the organism in Eukaryota, Metazoa, Cnidaria, Anthozoa, Scleractinia, Poritidae.